Molecule: messenger RNA, 1239 nt
Organism: Cololabis saira (Pacific saury)
Lineage: Eukaryota; Metazoa; Chordata; Actinopteri; Beloniformes; Belonidae
Gene: irgq2
Product: immunity-related GTPase family, q2
Exons: 2
Coding region: 96-1235 (379 amino acids)
Cellular component (GO): membrane
Molecular function (GO): GTP binding
Source: RefSeq, a predicted model, not a curated record
GACGCUGUCAAUGCUUGAGAACUGCAGAACAAUAAGCGCCUGGGGAGAAAUAUUUCAGAGGGUCACUUGUGCUUCAGAUACACAGAUACACAGGAAUGGCUGACGUCUUGAGAGGCAUAAGCCUCAUUGAGACCCUCAAAGAGUCUAUGGAGAACAAUAAGUUAUCCGAUGUCAAGGAGGCCGUGGAAGAUCUCCUCAUCAGCAGGAUUAAUUUAGCUGUGGUUGGGGACCGAGGGGAGGAAAAAGCCUGCUUCAUGAACUCCCUCCGUGGCCUUGGGCCUGACGACGAGGGCGCAGCUCCUUCUCCAUCCCCCACUGACCCAGACGCGGUGGCAGGCUACCCCAACCCCAAACACCCUGACUUCCGCCUGUGGGAUCUGCCGCCUGUGCCGACCACGUCCUCAUUUGAACCGGAGGCGUACAUGAGCAAAUUCAAGUUUCUCCGCUACAAUGCCGUCUUUAUGACGUCCCUUCAGACACCUCAACCCAACAGCGUGGAGGUUUUCCUGGAGGCCCUUUCAGUGCAGCGACAAACUGUAUACUUUAUUCUCUUUGUGUCUGUAAAAGACACAGACAAGAGCCUGGAGGAAAAGAGGAAAGCCAGUCUCGAAGUUCUGAAAUCACAGGGUGUGAAACAUCCCAAAGUCUACCUGGUUAAACCUUCUAUGCUGGAGAAGUUUGACUUCCCAGGACUUUUGGUGGACAUGGGUAAAGACCUUCCAGAGAUCCGAGCCAACGCUCUUCUCUUUGCUCUCCCUACUCUCACCCCAGCCCUGGUCACUCAGAAGAAGGAGGCAUUUACGGCACUCGUGUGGGCAGCUGCUUCUCUGUCCGGCGGGGUGUCAGCUAUUCCCGUUCCUCUCGUGGCGUCCAUGGUGGACUCGAAUAUAGCUGUGCGAAUUCUGACCAAAGCACAGGUAUCUCUGUGCCUGGAUGAUGAAUCUGUGGAACGACUGGCCCGACAGCGAGGCGUGGACUCCACAAGACUUAAAGAGCUGCGGACUUGUGUGCUGUCGUUGGAGGUCACCAAAGGGGAAGUUAAAAAGCGGCUGGCCGCAGCUGAGAAGGACUUGGCCCCAGUUUCAUCCAAGUUUCUGCAGAUGGCGAUACCCAGACAUGCUCGUACAGCUAGCCGCUCCUUCAUUGCUAUGCUGCAAGCCUUAAAUGGCGCUAUCGAUGAAAUGGCCGCUGAUGCGGAGAAGAUAGUGGCUGCUGCUCUGGGGGAGGGGAAAUAAAACC